Messenger RNA from Closterium sp. Naga37s-1, 6786 nucleotides. Lineage: Eukaryota; Viridiplantae; Streptophyta; Zygnematophyceae; Desmidiales; Closteriaceae. The record is from the annotation of a GenBank genome assembly.
AUGCCCCCACCUACAAGCGCCAGCGGCGCAACAGCCGCCGCCGUCUCCGUUACAACGACGCGCCUUUUAAUCACCUACCACCCGCACGACCUGCCGCCCGGCGGCGAUCCGCUCGUAGUGAGCAGCCCAGCGCCUCUUUAUAAGUACACUCGAUACGAGCCAGCGGGGCUCUCCUUCCACGAAGCCGCGAAGCGAUUGUCGGGAUUUCACGCGCCAGGGGAGGAAGAUGCGGAGGAAGCGGACGAGGGGAAGGGCGAGAAGGUGAAGGACUCGGUCGAUUCGUCGGCAUGGGAAAGUUCGAGGAAGAAGAAGAAGGGGAAGGAUGGGAAGGACGCGGAGAAGCAGGAGCAAGACCACUACGCGCUGCUGGGCAUGGCGCACCUGCGUUUCUUGGCUACAGAAGACCAGCUUAAGAAGGCGUACCGGGAUGCAGCUCUGCGCUUCCACCCGGACAAGCAGGCUGCAAUGCUGCUGGAGGAGCAAACAGACGAGGCGCGGGCAGCCAAAAAGGAAGAGAUCGAGACCAAGUUCAAGGCCAUCCAGCUGGCCUACGAGGUCCUCUCAGACCCGGCCAAGCGCCGAGUGUACGACUCCACAGAUGAGUUUGACGAUGAUAUUCCCGGUGAUUGCUCCCCGGAGAAUUUCUUUAAGAUUUUUGGGCCCGCUUUCCAGAGAAAUGCCAAGUGGUCGGUGAUUAGCCCGACCGAGGUUCCGGGUUUAGGGGACGAGAAUACGCCGGUUGCCGAGGUGGAUAAGUUUUAUGAUUUCUGGUGGGCGUUUAAGAGCUGGAGGGAGUUUCCAAAUGAGGAUGAUUAUGACGUGGAGAGUGCUGAGAAUCGGGAGCAUCGGAGGUGGAUGGAGCGGCAGAAUGCGAAGCUUAGGGAGAAGGCGAAGAAGGAGGAGAGUGCGAGGAUAAGGCAGUUGGCGGAGAAUGCUUAUAAGCAGGACCCGCGGAUUCUGAGGAGGAAGGAGGAGGAGAAAAUGGCAAAGCAGCGGAAGAAGGAGGAGAAGCAGCGGGAGAGGCAGGCGAAGGAGGACGAGGGGAAGCGGAAGGUGGAGGAGGAGAGGAGGAGGAAGGAGGAGGAGGAUAAGCGGGCGGCAGAGGAGGCGGCAAUUAUGAAGAAGCAGAGAGAAAAGGACAAGAAGGCAGCGAGGAAAGAGAGGGCGAGACUGAGAGCAGCGACGACGGAUUGCCUUGAAGCCGCGCCUGCGGUAACCAGCAAGCAAAGAAAACAGCAGCAGCAGCAGCAGCAAGAGCAGAAGAGAGAGGAGUGGGAGACGCUGAUUACAGAAGAGGAGCUGGAGAGUCUAGGGCAGGCCUUGGAGUUGGAGAAACUGCGAGCGCUCUGCGACAAGUUGGAAUCCUUGUCCGCUUCUGCCGGUUCUGAUGCUGCUGCUGGCACUGCAGCAGUGAAGCGGCAAACCCUCCGACUGUUCUCCACCGCUCUGAAAGUCAACCGGUGGGACGGGCACAGUCCGGACUUUGAGUACCAGCAAAUCCCUGUGGUUCUGUCCGAAGCUGCGGCAGCGGCGGCAGCGGCAGCAGCAGCGGAGCGAGAGGCAGAGGCGGAGAGGGAGAGGGAGGCACGGCGGGCGGCAGGUGGGAGUGGGAAGCCGUGGACGCGGGAAGAGAUAGAGCUGCUGAGGAAGGCGGUGGGGAAGUUUCCCAAGGGCACGGGGCAGCGGUGGGAGGUGAUAGGGGAGUAUCUGGGCACGGGGCGGUCGGCAGAGGAGGUGGUGCGGGCGACCAAGACGGUGCUGCUGCAGAAGCCAGAUGACACCAAGGCUUUUGACAGCUUCCUGCAGGUGGGUGUGGCGAAGGAGGUGGUGCGGGCGACCAAGACGGUGCUGCUGCAGAAGCCGGACGACACCAAGGCGUUGGACAGUUUCCUGCAGCGUCGCAAGAACCCCAAGGACAUUGCCUCGCCUCUCUCCACACGUGAGGAGCUUGAUGCUGCCGCUGUGGCUCCUGCUGCUGCCACUGGUGCUGCUGCUGCUGGUGCUGCCACCCCUGCAGUUCCUGCCUCGUCGAAUUCCCCAGCUAAAGCAGCAGAAGCAGGAGGAGCAGCAGCAGCAGCAACACCAGCAGCAGAAGCAGGGAAACAAGCAGGGGCAAAAGCAGCAGCAGCGCCAGUGGCGAAUGGAGUGGGGGCGGCAGGCAAAGGGGCUAGUCCAGGGGCAAAGGGCGCGCGGGUGGGGGAGUCUGCAGGUGCUGCGAAUGGUGUGGCUGCUGGGGCAGGUGCUGCUGGGGCAGGUGCAGCAGGUGCAUCUGCUGCGGCAGAAGGGCAAGUGGAUGUGUGGGGCGAGGCACAGGAGGUGGCGCUGGUGAAGGCACUUAAAGCCUUCCCCAAGGACACUGAUAAACGGUGGGACCGCAUAGCAGCAGCGGUGCCGGGCAAGAGCAAGGCACAGUGCUUCAAGAAGUUCAGCGAGCUCAGGCAGAGCUUCCGAACCAAGAAGAGUGGCGCGGCGGAGUACCAGGGUCCGCCUCCCCCUUACGGCGGAGGCCCGCCACCGACAUCUUAUAACGAGCCGCCGCCACAGCCGUAUAACGCGCCGCCGCCACAGUAUCAGACUUACGCCGGCGGUGCACCGUACGGUGGUGCCCCUCCCCCGCAGACGAGCUACAGCCCGCACCCACCCGCGUAUGGCGGUCCGGCACCCGGGUACCCCCCGCCGCAACAGCAUCAGCAGCCGCCGCCGCAUCUCCCGCCGCAACAGCCGCCGGCGGGAUACGCCCCGCCUCCGUGGCAGCCGCAGGGACAGCCGCCAGCUCAGGGGCAGUAUCCGCCAGCUCAGCAGAUGCCAGGUGGCAUGCGGCCUCCUGAGGGGCGACCCGAUCCGUCCGCGGCAGCCCCGUGGAAGCAACGUCAGCAGCAGCAGCCGGAGGAGGAGCGAGGGAGAGACAGGGACGAACGUGGUCGCGACCGCGACCGAGAUCGCGAUCGCGAUCGGGAUCGCGACCGGGAUCGGGAUCGGGAUCGGGAUGGUUCGUCGAAGCCGUCGCUUAAUCGCUACCCGCCGCCGCAGAGCUUGUACAGCGACCCGCUUAAGCCGGCACCCAGCUCGAUCUACGAGGACGAGUCGCCCCGCAAAUCGAAGCUUAAGGUGGAAAUGGUCAUGGGAAAGGCUGCCGGUGCGGAUGCUAAGACUGGAGCUGCUACCUCUGCUAUGUCUCAGAUCCUUGCCGCCAGAUCUGCCGUUUCUGCGCUUCUCGCGGCGACGAACCCGCAACUGGCGGCGGCGCAGCAGCGCGCCGCGGCAGUCUCAGCCGCGAUCACCGGAUCGACGGGAUCCGGCGGCGCGGGCUCUGCUGCGGCGGCGAUUGCGGCGGCCGCUGCGGCGAAGAACCCGCUGCUGGCGAGUAACCCGAUUCUCGCGGCGCAGGUCGCGGCUCUCGGCGGUUCAAACGCCGCGUCUGCCGCUGUAACGAAGGCCGCGUUACUUGCCGCCGCCGCGAACAGCGCGAAGCUCGGCGCAGUGAACCCUGGACUCGCAAUGGCCUUGGCUAUGGCUGCCGCGAAGCAGGCGGAAGCGGCGCGGGCGGAAGGGAUACCCGCGGAGGGGGACAAGGACAAGAAGGCGGAGGACCGCGCGGGGGAGAAGCGUCGGCGCUCUCGCUCCCGCUCCCGCUCCCCGUACUUCCGCCGGGGGAGGGGGAGAUCCCUGUCCCGCUCCCCUCCCCGCCGCCGAACCAGGUCCCCGGUCCGGGAAAGGAAGCCUGGGUCCGCGUCGCCCACGCGCAGGAGCCCGUCGCCCAGGAUUCGCAGGCGACGAUCGCGAUCGCGGUCGCGGUCGCCCGUGCGACGCAGGAGGGGGAGAUCGGGGUCGCGCUCGCGGUCGCCGUUCGGCCGGGGGGGGAGGUUUGGCGGGUGGCGCGGGCGCGGGCGGGAGAGCAGUCCGGAGCAGCCGACGAGCACGGUGCUCAUCCGUGGCAUUGCGCCGUGGGCCGUGGAGGCGGAUAUCUUCGCGCUGCUGGUAAGAGCUGGUGCUGGGCUAGUGGGGGCCGUUGAAGGAGGUGCGAGUGAUGAAGGAGCGGGCCACGGGGGCGAGUGGGGGCCAUUGAAGGAGGUGCGCGUGAUCAAGGAGCGGGCAACGGGGUUCAACAAGGGCUUCUGUUUCGUUGAUCUUGAGACCGUGGUGCGUGACCGCCACGUCCUUGCUUCUCACACUUGUCGCUUCCGCUCCUGCCGCCCCCCUGUUUUAACCCGACUGCUCUUUCCCUCCCGUCUUCCCCCUCUUUUCCCCUUAUCCUUUCUCAUCCCCUCCUCUUUUUUCUUUCCGCUCCCCUUUCCCCCCUUCCCCUCUUUCGCCCCCUGCCCCUCGUCCCACAUCCCAACGCCCUCCGCUUUCCAGGAGGCGGCAAAGGCGCUGGUGGAGGGUGGGAGGGCGAAGGAGCUAAAGAUGGAUGACCGCUUGCUCUUGUUCCACUACAGCAAACCGUUGCAAGGGGCGGAGGACGGGGGCGCGCUUGCAGACAGCAGCUCGGGGAAGCCCCUCGACUGGGUCUGCCCCUACUGCGGAGUCAAUAACUUCGCCCGCCGCUCCGAGUGCUUCAAGUGUGUGACCCGCAGGCCCGCCAAUCCCGUCACUGUUGCCGACAGGGGCGAUGCUGGCGGAGGCGAAUAUGGGGGGCGAGGCAAAGGAGGCGAGUGGGAGGGGCGAGGAGGCGGGAGGGCGGCGACGGUUGCUGUGGCCAUGGGUCCAGAUGCGUCGAACGUGCUUAUAGUGAGGGGGCUGGACGACAGCGUGCAUGAGGAGAGCCUGAGGCAGGAGUUUUCCCAGCACGGCUCCGUGACUGAUGUGCGUAUGAUGCGUGAUAAGAUCACACUCAAGUCACGCGGAUUUGCCUUUGUCACCCUCGCCAAUGUGGAUCAAGCCACUCGUGCCAUGCUCACGUGUCACAACAAGCUCCUCUUCAAGGGAGGGCCAGUCAUGCGAGUGGCGUAUGCACGUGGCCCCAACCACGGAGUGCCCUCCACGCCUCUCGCCGACGCUGCCACUGCUGCCUAUGCCGCUGCCGCUGGUGGUGCUGCUGAGGAUACUGACGUCAUGGCUCAGAUGGAGGCAUCUGGGUGGAUGCCAAAGGAGUAUAACGAGGGGGCAGCAGGAGGCGAGCAGCAAGCGCAGGCGGGCAGUGGCUUUGUGUGGGACGAGGCGUCGGGGUAUUACUAUGACAGCACCACCAGCUUCUAUUACGACAGCGCCUCAGACCUGUAUUACCACUCGGACUCGCGCCAGUGGUUCCGUUACGAUGUUACCACCGGGGAAUACAAGCAGUGCUCCGCUGAGGAGCUGGAAGCGGCUGGUAGCGCCCCUGCCGCCAUGGCUGUCGCUGCCGCCACCGCCGCGACUAAACGCGACGCUGCCGCUGCAGCCGGUGCUGCUGCUGCUGGUGCUGGUGAUGGUGAUGGAUCGGCAAGCAAGCCACAAAACGAAGGGGCAGCUGGGGCGGGCACGGUGGGGCAGGCGAAAGGGGUGAAGGAGGAGCAGCCGGGAGAGAAGCGGAAGAAAUCAUUUGCCGAAUCCGUGGCAGCGGCUGCUGCGUCUGCGUUUCAGGCGGAGAAAGAGAGGGAAGCUGCGAGGAAGAAGCGGCAGGAGAAAGAAAAAGAAGCUGCUGCUGCCGCCGCCGCCGCCGCUGCCGCUGCGGCCGCCGGUGCUGCUGGUGGGGAUGGUGCUGCUGCUGCUUCUGGUGGUGCUGCUAUGGAGGGCAAGAUUCGGACGUAUGUGCCGUCUGCCGCCCUCUCUGCUCAGGUGGCAAAAGAAGGUGAGGCGGGGCAGGUAGCGGGCGGGCAGCAGGACGGGCAGAACGACGGGCAGAAAAAAAAUGAGGGGGUUAAGGAGGAACCGAAGGAGGGUGAAGGGGAGGGGAAGGGAGGUGGGAGUGGUAAUCAGGCGUAUGGGCAGCAGCCGCCUCCCUACGGCCAGCCGCCCCCUUACGGCCAGUACCCCCCUCCACAGCUAGGCCCGUAUGGGGCACCGUACGGGCAGGAGCAGCAGCAGCAGCAGCAGCCGCCGGCUUAUGGGCAGCAGCAGCCUUACAACCCGCAGCAGCAGCAGCAGCCGCCGCAGCAGCAGCAGCAGCCGCCGCAGCAGCAGCAGCAAACCCAGGGCCAGUAUGCUCCCCCUCCUGCCGCUGCUCCUGCCUAUCCAUCUGCCGCGCCCAGCUAUUCACCUGCACCGAGUUACCCCCCAACUACCGGUUACAUGGGUUACCAGCCUCCCCCGUAUGACCCAUAUUCAGCUGCUGCUGGUGCCACCACUCCUGCUGACUCUGCUGGUGGUGCUGGUGGUGCAAAUGCUGGUGCUGGGGCUGGUGUUGCUGCUGCCCCUGCUGGGUCUGCUCCUACCCCUUCUCCUCCUGCACCCAUGCCUCCCACUACCGCUCCUUCCUCCGCCGCUACUGCUCCUCCCCUCUCCUCGCCCUACAACCCCUACUCGCUUGCCCCUUCCUCUGCUCCCCCGGUCGCCUCUUCCUCUGCCGCUCCUCUCACCGCCUCUUCUGCGCCCCCCUCCUCCUACGACCCCUUCGCAGCUGCUGCGAGCAUGGGGGGAGGAGCAGCGGGAGGCGCAGGGGGAGCGGGGGGAGCGGCGGGGGACAGUGCGUAUGAUCCCAUUGCCGCAGCGAUGGAGGUGGGGGGAGGGAUGCCGGACUGGGUGACUGCUCCUGUGCCCGUGCCUGCUGCUGCUGCUCCUGGCGGAGCCCCGGCUCCUCUGCCAUACUCGCCUGGCCUCCUGCCACGCCCUGCUCCUGCCUGGCAGCCACCCCCACCUCCCAACUACUAG